AUGGUGGAUUCGCGAUGCCACUCUUUGAAUACUUCUUCCACCAGCAAUCCCAACCAGUCACUAACCUCUUUGUCCCAAUCUGAGUCCUCUCAAGGGAGUGGAUCCCUCCGAAUCACUGACUUUGCAACAAUCAACCUACGAUCGACCGACUCACCAGCCAGUUCUCAAAAUUCAGUGCUCCUCAGACCCACUUCAAACGCUGUCAAUAUUAUAACGCACUCACAAGAGAAAGGAGAAGAAACCUCUUCUGCACCUGGCUCUCCUGAACGGGGCCGCAGGCUAUCAAGGGGUCCUCCGAAUGGCAAUUCAUCACGAGCGGCUUAUCUCAGUCCAAUCUCGCCGGACAGGUUUAUCCCAAAGCGGGAAUUUGGCAAUCAUUCGACAACUUCUUAUCGUGUGAAUAAGCAUCCGUUCCAACUGUCCCCUCGAGAGAGAAUCUUCAGACGACGGUCACUUGGUGAAGAUCCGUUCCUCCCGACACCUCGCCUGUCUCCGAUCUCUCCCGGGCGAAGGGCAACCCCAAGCCGGCCUCCCCAGGGACCACACCACCGACCUCAUCUUGUCGCUGACUUCAUUGCGCUGGGUCGUUCUACUCCCAAUGAAUCUCUGAGGAGAGUUAGUGUAGGAGCCGUCUGGGGUGUUGGCGGGGCUUCUGCAGUUCUCGGACAGCCUCCAGCGGCCAUUUCAAACGGCACACGAAGCACCUCUGGUCAAGGCGGAGCGUCUCCAGAUUUUGUGGCAAGAUUUUUGCCCAGAAUUACACAUUAUGAUGACUUGAAUAAGCAUGAGUCAAGACUUGCACUUGCUUUGGACAUUGACCCGACAACUCGACUUAUAGGUACCUGUACAGCCCGUGAAGAAAAGUCCCCCAGCCCGGCAUCUAGAGAUUUUGAACGCUACUCGCCAUUUCUGUGGAAGGACAGUGCCUGGAAAAAGGGGGAAAUGGGACAUUGCUCCUCAGGGCUGACGAAGCAUGCCAAAGGAGAAGUCGUUCCAUCCAAACCUUUCCGAAUCUUGGACGCUCCUCUUCUACGAGACGAUUUCUAUUGUUCGACUCUGGCCUACUCAUACACGGUUGGUGUAUUAGCUGUGGGCCUCGGCCAAUAUGUCUACCUCUGGUCCGAGGGCUCCGCUCUAGAUCAUCCACCUUUCGGGGAUGUUCAUCCGUCAAAUUACGUGACGUCUCUAUCCUUCUCUUCGGAAGAUGGAGGGCGGAAUAUUCUUGCCAUCGGACGUCAGUCCGGUCAAUUAUCUCUUUGGGGUGCCUUUGAGCCCAAAUUUCGCUUCGAGAUCAGCCAUCCUCACAGCGUUACUUGCGUGUCAUUCAAACCCAAAACCACACGGAGAGCAUCAGAGAGAUACACCGACUUGGUGGUCAACACGGAAGACCUAGCUGUCGGGGAUGAACUAGGCAGCAUCUGGUAUUACUCGGUUGAGUGGCCGGAGAUUAACAGCAAGUGGGGUUGGGCGGGCUCCUUGACACUACUUGCGAAGAUCUCGGCGCACUCUCAGCAAAUAUGCGGAAUGGCGUGGUCUCCUGACGAGCGAAUACUUGCCACUGGCGGCAACGACAACGUCUGCAUACUGUUUGAACUGCGGGCAAUUUUUCCUCCGUCGUUCAGCGACGCUGUCGCGUCGCCCGUAUCUACAGACUGGUCUGGUGGUGCGAGCGUACAGACCCCUUCAGGCCUCGAUAUGGGUACAAUGCCACGACGGUCGCUCAGUAGGCAACGUAUCGUGAGCAAUCUACUGCCAUCAUGGUUCCAACCGCCGCCCGUCCGACCCUCUAUGGCAGCUCCUCUUCUCAGCCACAGAGGCACUCUCAUCUCCGGGAGGGGUAGAACCGUGUUGAUUCCCUCUAACCGCCAGAAGCACCGCUUGCUGCAUUCGGCUGCCGUCAAGGCACUUACAUUUGCGCCGUGGCAGCCAUCGCUGCUGGCGACUGGGGGAGGAUCCAACGACCGGGCGAUUCGUUUUUGGCACACCCGUACCGGGGUGUGUCUCGCGACAAUCAAUUGUUUUGCGCAAGUGACCAGUUUAAUUUGGAGCCAGACCCGGCGAGAGAUUGUCGCAACCUUUGGAUAUGCUCAACCCGAUCACCCCAUCCGCAUCGCCGUGUUUGCGUGGCCCAGCUGUGCUCAGGUUUCAGUCAUUCCCUGGGGGCCUUACGGAACCAGCUGGGACGGGCCGGAUCCUGAACCUAGAUACGACUGUGGACGCGCUCUUUGGGCAGUCAGCUACCCGGGGCGAGCCCCUCGACCACCGACCAUCACGCCGGAGCACUUGGACAUACUCACUCCCCCCGUGUCGCGGUCGCCGACUCCUUCGCCCACUAGAUCACAACCUCCAGAGCGCGGAAGCGAAUCAUCCACCAGACGCGAGAGAGAUUCGCGCGCUGUCCGGCCCAAGGAAAAAGAGGGUGGAAUGUGGUGCUCGCGUACCGGGGAAGAAGGCUGUAUUAUCGUCGCUUCCAGCGAUCAAACCGUCAAGUUUCACGAAGUCUGGACGGGUCGUCGCACGAGUACCGGGUCUGCGGCGUGUGGGCUCUUCGGAGGUAGUGAUAUUUUGGAUGGCAUGGAGGGAAUUGAGAAGAUGGGCAAUGAAGUCAUUCGCUAG
Molecule: messenger RNA, 2616 nt
Organism: Penicillium brasilianum
Lineage: Eukaryota; Fungi; Ascomycota; Eurotiomycetes; Eurotiales; Aspergillaceae
Source: the annotation of a GenBank genome assembly